CAAAACACAUUUCAUCUCGGUUUCUUCCGCACAGCAUAGUACUUUACAGAAAUGGAGGAAUCGAACGAGAGAACCACUCUUCUGGAAAACGGCGAGCGUCUCACUUCGUCAUCAAUGUCUUCAAUAACCGAAAUGAGAUUUAAAGUUUAUAAGCGGAGGUGGUAUGUGUUAUUCGUUUUUACAGCAAAUGCGUACGUCUAUAACAUGGCAUGGAAUACAUGGGCUCCUAUCCAAGAACCGACCAAACUUGCCUUUGGCUGGACAGACUUUGAUAUCCUUUUGCUCUCCUCCUGGGCUGCAAUUUCACUCAUAGUGACUUCGGUACCACUAACGUGGUUAAUGGAUUCCAAAGGUCUGAGAGUGUCUGUGUUAUUAACAGCCUUUUUGUCAGUGCUUGGGAAGGUCUUUCAUGUUAUACCAUUUCAUGACAAGGAAGUGAGGACAAUUGUCAUCAAUAUAGGUCAGUUCCUUAUCAUGGCUGGAGGGCCAGUAUCCAUUGGUGGACCCCCCCUGGUGUCUGCAACCUGGUUUCCUCCUGGGGAACGCACCACAGCCACUGCAAUUGCUACAUUAGCUGGGUAUUUUGGUAUUGCUCAGUCCUUUGCCAUUGGACCUGCCAUGGUACCAAGCCAGUUUGUGCCAAGCAAUGCAAGUAAUUCAUCUUCUUCUGAUUGCCCUGAAAGACUGACAAGAUUAGCAGAUUAUCAGUUGACAAAGUAUAUGUAUUUUGAACUUGGGCUAUGUGCGCUUGUUUUUUUCUGCGUCCUUCUCUAUUUUCCAGCAAGACCACCACUUCCUCCAAGUCUCACAUCUUCCACAUCUCAGAGACUUAGCACUAAGACUUCAUUUCGAAACCUCACAAGAAAUCGGCCUUUCUGGCUGUUAGCAACACUAACUGGAUUAACGUUCGGAAUCUACUUUGGAUGGUUGUCGAUGCUGGACGUAUUCCUUGCAAAGUUUGGUGUGGAUGACAUUACCGCAGGAUGGCUGGGAUGUUCUGCUACCCUGGCAGGGGUGUUUUCUGGGAUUGCACUAGCCAGGUUUGCAGAUUACAUAAGACACAGAACCAAACAAAUACUGGCCAUGCUCUUAAUUUUAUCAACACUUUCCCAGCUGAUUUUCAGUUUGUCCUGUGCAGGAAUCUUGCCGUCCACAAAACCACUUCUAUACAGCUCAAUCAUUUUUGGUGGGUUUGUGUACAAUGGCACAUUGCCAUUGUAUUUUGAGCUUGCCAUGGAGUGCAUUUAUCCUGUUGGAGAAGGCAUUGCUGGAGGAGUUAUAAUUACUGCUGGAAAUGUAGUUUUACUCUUGUUCUAUGUGGCUUUUAUGACCCCACAGUCUGACGUGCGUUGGAUGAAUUGGGUAACAGUCUCUGGUCUUGGAGUUUGCUUUUUAGGGUUGUUGAGUUAUCGAGAAAGGUACAGUCGUCUUCAGUUAGACAUUCUAGAUAACGUUCCUUCACAAAGAAACCUAUCUGAAAGUAUAGGAUAAAAAGAACUGCAUAAUUAUUAUCGUUUUUCUUUUAAUGAUUCA
Molecule: messenger RNA, 1533 nt
Organism: Pocillopora verrucosa
Lineage: Eukaryota; Metazoa; Cnidaria; Anthozoa; Scleractinia; Pocilloporidae
Product: solute carrier family 49 member 4 homolog
Biological process (GO): transmembrane transport
Cellular component (GO): membrane; intracellular membrane-bounded organelle
Molecular function (GO): transmembrane transporter activity
Source: RefSeq, a predicted model, not a curated record